AUCGGAACCCGACUUCCUAUCCCUUUCCUGGUGAUCUGGGCAAGGCAAAGUGGGGUUUAAUCCUGAAAGUAGAUUCAUAAACCGUUGUUUCAUACAAUGUCCAUUAAUAACAUGGCAGAUCCUCGGCGACAGAAUAAGAUUUUCCGCUACAAGCCCCCCAGUACAGAGGCGAACCCAACCAUGGAGGACCCAACACCUGACUAUAUGAACCUGCUUGGCAUGAUCUUUAGUAUGUGUGGCCUGAUGCUCAAGUUGAAGUGGUGUGCAUGGAUUGCAGUGUACUGCUCCUUCAUCAGUUUUGCCAACUCGCGCAGCUCAGAGGACACUAAGCAGAUGAUGAGCAGUUUCAUGUUGUCUAUCUCAGCCGUGGUGAUGUCAUACCUGCAGAACCCACAGCCCAUGUCUCCGCCCUGGUAGUUCUGGGUCCGUUUGAAUGCCUGCCUGGGCUGCCUCAGCAGUGAGAACAACAGCAUAUAAACAGAGAGAGAGAGAGAGAGAGA
Molecule: messenger RNA, 500 nt
Organism: Clupea harengus (Atlantic herring)
Lineage: Eukaryota; Metazoa; Chordata; Actinopteri; Clupeiformes; Clupeidae
Gene: wdr83os
Product: WD repeat domain 83 opposite strand
Biological process (GO): protein insertion into ER membrane
Cellular component (GO): endoplasmic reticulum membrane
Molecular function (GO): protein folding chaperone
Source: RefSeq, a predicted model, not a curated record